AUGGGUUUAAUGAAAGUAAUUUUACUACUAUUGGUGUCAUUCUUACAUAAUGUGUCCGCAGCAACCAUCGAUUCUGGGUCUAUACAAUCAAUCACUUACGCGGAUUCCAUCACUCAAUUUCGUAUCAUCUCGCAAUCAAGUUAUGAUGAUGGCACGAUUUUAUUAAGAUUUUCCCCUAUUUCUACGCAUUGUAACGAACAAAAAUUAUAUUUAAGGUUAAUUCAUUUAGAUGGAUCGAUUAAAGAACUUAACAUUGAUGUUUUUCAAAUUCCCUUGAGCAAUUUUUGCUUGCUUGAAGAUAUUCACAGCAGAGUUGCGGACAAAUCUUCUGUUCCACCAUUAAACGACUUAACAACCACGAAUCCCAACAACUUGAUAGAAGAUUAUAUAAAAGUUUACGCAAUAUCACCUGGAUAUAUAAUGGUCACGUAUUAUUGUGGAUUAUCAUCGAAUUUCAAUUUAUGUGGGAUGACAAUCAAUUGGGAUGGAACCAUCCUAAAUGUCAAGGAAUUAGAAGAUGCAUGCACGGAUAGUGAGAUCGUACGAAAUAUCAAUUCAGGAGGAUUCUUGUGGUUAUGUCAUAAGCAAGGGUUAAAUCAAUUGAAUUGGCAAAAAUUUAAUAUACAUGAUGAUUCGGGAUCUUUCGAGUCGGUGGGAUCGGGAACCUUGAUGAACGUAAAUAAAUUUACCCGAAACCUGACCCAAGUUUUCGCAACCGAAGAUGGAGGUUACGGAAUAGUGAUGGCACAAUAUCAAGCAAAGUCUAAUGUAGAUUUUAUCCCCCCAUGGACCAUUGACAUCGCGUUCAUCCCUUCGACAUCCAAUACCCUAAAAGGUCCGUUCCAAAUUUAUUCUCAAACAACGGAGAAUGUUAGACGUUUAGAUAUAUAUAAAUGUAAUAUAGCAUAUUAUUCUUACGGAUAUAGUUGUAUAAUACAUAUCAUAAGAUCAAGUGGGCAGAAAGUUUUUGUAAAUAUAGACUUGUUAUCUUCGGGUUCCAUCUUAAAUACGACGGAAUUUACUAUCGCCGAUGAGGCCGUUGGUUCAACGGUCAAUGUGUUCGUUUGGGAUGUGUUGCCUUUAUAUUAUGGCGGUUUAAUUAUAUUAACCGACACUCCUUCAAACAAUGAUAUCAAUGGAAUAAUAUACAGUAAUCGAGGAACCUUUUAUAGUGAUUGGAACAUGCCGUCUGGUCGAUAUCAAUUCACUAAAAAUGUUGGCGUGUUUCUGAACAAUACGAUUUGGGUCAUCGCGAAUGAUGGGAACAAGUGGACGUUAGUUACUUCCUCAUUAUUCUCAAAUUAUAGCACGAUCCAGGGAGGAAAUUCCAUGGUUCCAGGAGGUCCAGGAGGGUAUGGAAAUGCGUUUGUUGGAUCGACCAUUCCAUCAAUCAAUUCAAUCGUCACAUUAAUGUCCACCCAAAAAUUACAAAUUAAAUACACGAAUAACAUACAAUUAUCAAAUGGGAACCUAUCUAUAAUUGACGCGAAUAAUAAUGUUAUAAGGCAAACCUUUAAUAGUAAAAAUAAUGAUCAUAUUAAGGAAAUUUUCGUCCGAUUAAUCGAUAAUCGAACGGUGGAAAUUGAUGUGUUGGAAACCACUUUUAAUAGGAAAAAUUCACCGUAUUAUAUCUUGGUUGAUAAUGGUUUCGUUAAAGAUGCCAACUUUGAUCAAGCACUAUUGGGUAUCAGAAAAAACAUUUGGAGGUUGUCUACCAAUAAUAAUGGGUUGUAUACGGAUGAAUCAUUUCUCGGUUCUACAAGCGCAAUGAUAAGACUAUCGUCCAUGGGAACAAAAUAUUUUACGUCCCUAUCAACCAAGGAUCGACUUCAAUUCUCAAAGGAAUUAUCUUACCAAUUAUCACUUGUAAUUCCAUGUGACGCGACUCGUAUAUCAACCACGAGUAAGUAUCAACUUGACAAAGAUUCAUCGACACGUCGGAUUUUGUUUCGAGUGUACGUUCAAAAGAGUAAGGGAGACGUUAGUUCAUCGCAAAUCGUCAAGGAUCUAGAUUUAUUAUUAAGAAAGAGAGACCAUAACGCAAUGUCAAUGGCAAGGAUCACGUCCCUUUUAGAUGCGUCUUAUGGUGCAAAAUUAACACCGGAUUUGAAGAGAUAUAGUUACAUAAUCAUAGGGGUGGCACUUGGAUUCAUAAUACUAUUCGUGCUAUAUUAUAUUGCGCGCAAGAAAGAUCGCGAUGCGAAUAAUAAAACAAUAUUUACGUUUACAUUUAUAAUAAUAGAUUUCAUAUUAGAUAUUGCAUUCAUAAUAAAUCAUGGAAAUGAUUUACACUGGAUAUCUCCAACAAGCAUCGCGUUUAUAGUAAUACCGAUAUUAUUAAACUGCUCAUUCACAUACAUAAUAAUAAGUCGAGAAAUUAAGGAUCAUAAUAGAUUUUCAAGAUGGUGGAUAAAAAACUCCAAAACGGCCCUAGUGUUCACCUCUAUUUUUGCCGUUGCUGAUUUAGAAGCAUUAAAUUUAAUGUCCUCGAGAUGCUCUGGUUUAAUAGGAUUGAGUGCCCCUUUAAUGAAAAGAACCGAGCAUUAUAUAUUUAUUUUCAACACGAUCAGUAUUUUAAUCGAAGAUUUUCCUCAAUUAUUAAUCCUAAUAAUCUAUCAAGCGUACACGAUAUUACCAAAUAUAAUCCCAAUAUUAGCGUUAUCUUCUUGCAUAUUAGUAUUCUUAACAAAAUUAUAUGGUUCGAUAUCUUAUUACGUUCAAUAUUGUAAAUCCAAAGUUCCACUACAAUCGUUUGAGAAAAAACCCGAUCGUUUAGAUUCAACUCAUUCAUCUUUUAGGUUUAGUAAAAGAGAAGAAUAUUUGGACCCGUUACCAAAUUUUGCUUCAUUCUCUGAGGAUUUCCUUAAAAAGAAACAGAAAAAGAGUUUCUUUAAUAGCGGUCAAAAUUCGAAUGAUAGUAAAAGAAAUAGUAGUAGAUUGAGCGGAAAUAGUAGAUAUGCCAGUGAUGCAUUAAGAAUCUUCUCUGGCGGGAAUAGUAAUAAUAAUAGUACCCUAAGUGAUGGGUCCGAUUUAGCCGAACAAAUAAUGGUUUUAAAUAAGGAUAAUUUCUUGGGGAGAAAUGAAAUCACCGGGGAGCCAAUCUUUUUAUUAAGAGAUCCCGAAGAAUACAACUUUUUGCCGCAAAAAAUCAAACAAUUACCUUUUGGUAAAUUGGUUGGUGAUAGCAUCGUUUCCGCUAAUGAUGAUUACAGUAAUGUUAGCAGUAUUGGAUUCGCUUCUAUCGGUAAAAGUAGUAAAGGCAGUAUUAGCACUGAAAGUUACAAUAAGAGAAUGUCCGACGCUGGGAUUAUUUGUAGUACCGACGAGAUUUCAAAAGGUGAUGAUGUCAUUGAAAUUGCUACGGAUCAGAAGAAGAGUAUCAUUGAUCGUAAUUCAAAUACUACCACCAUCAGCACCGCUCUUUCUACCAAUUUAAGUACCGCUGCUUCUUCUUUAAAAACUAAUGACACUUUGUUAGAAAAUGUUGUAAAUGAGGCAACGACUAAAGAAAAUUCACCAAGGAACAUUUCCACGAAUUUAAGUCAAACACAACCCGGAAAUACUUCACCUACGAUUGAAAUAACGGAAACGACCGACACCACUAAUAUUAAUUAA
Messenger RNA from Funneliformis caledonium, 3615 nucleotides. The record is from the annotation of a GenBank genome assembly. Lineage: Eukaryota; Fungi; Glomeromycota; Glomeromycetes; Glomerales; Glomeraceae.